Messenger RNA from Chara braunii, 1419 nucleotides. The record is from the annotation of a GenBank genome assembly. Lineage: Eukaryota; Viridiplantae; Streptophyta; Charophyceae; Charales; Characeae.
GCGGUCGUGGCACCUUAGAAGUCAAGUGUAAGUGAAGGUGUCCUCAGCAUCGGCUACCCGGUGGUAUGGUCACGAAGACCAUACCUACCGCGGUAUCGAUUGAAUCGACUCAAGCUGACCAGUUUGAGUUCAGGGUUGGCGUUGUCACGGGGAUAUGUGUAACCGCGUUGUGUGUGCUAAUUCGCAUGUACGCGAGGGGGAGAUCUGGGAAAGCGAACAGUAGGAAGGGGAGGUGGUCCAAUUGCGGGUGCUAUUGGAUGGAGAGCGGCGGUUUCACCUCCAACCAGCAGCCACCUCACGUGGCGCAGUAUCCAGGAGGGAACGCGGCAUCGAACCCGUUGCCACCUGGCGUGCCCCCUGGAGUGUCGUCGCAACAGCAGUAUGCGACAUAUACCGGCGUGCACGUACCACCCGCUACUUUUCGACCGGCUUCUUUUCAACCGGCCAAUAUGCCUCUAUCGUACCAAGUGCCGCAGCAAGCUGCGUGGAGUGCGCAACAAUUGCUACCGGUGAACACAUGGCAGAACGGGCAAUGGACAGCGCAGGGUCAUCCUCCGGGCCCAGCGCCGGCUCAAGUUACUGCUACUGUGCCUACUCCUGCUCCAGUAUUCGCAGGUCAUCCGCACGGUAGCAAUACUCACAAUGGUCAUGGCGCCGGACCAUCGACGGCAGGUGGAGGGGGUAAAGGACCUGCUGCUAACAAUUUCCCAGGUCCGGGGAAUCGAGCAUACUUUACGAAGGAGUACAUGGAGAUUCUCGAGGGAAUCAAGAUAGAGAAGGUUCUCGAUCAAGCCAAGAAGAAGACAGGCGUGCAGAAGAGAAGCGGUGUGAGGAUUGUGGAGCUUCCGGAUGAGGAAAGCCGCUCAGAGACACGUCCAAGCGAAAAGAGUGAUGACAUGAAGGCCUGGGUCACCUCCACUCUCGGGAACUCAUUGAAACUUACCAAUGAGAAACUCGAAGAAGUGGAUCAGAAAGCGAAGAUAACCACCUGCGAGCGAGCGGAAUUGGAGCAAUUGCGGUUGGAAAAACAGAAAGCUGAGAAAGCUGAGAAGGAGAGUAGGGAGUCUAGCAGCGAGAAAAGGAAGCGAAAUGCAGCCCGCAUACCGGUUGAAAACUCGCCGCCCGCCGGGCGGGUCAAGUCCAGGUCUUGUGCCAGCUCGAAGACACGGCCUAAACGGAUCGACAUCUCAGAUGAUGAAGGGGUCGCUGAUGUUAAGCAAAAUGUGGAACCAAAGAUGGAGAGUUCCAGCGAGCUGGCAGAUAUCAAGCAAAUGCUCGCUGCACUUCUCCAAGGCUGAGUAAUCCCAAAGGCAAGAACAAGGUUGUUGAACCUCAAUCUUCGACCCCUGUUGUAGUGGAGGAUGACGAAGACAUCGACCUAGCCCAGAAUGCUAACGCUAAUGAAGAAGAAGAAACUGA